This is a messenger RNA of Helianthus annuus (common sunflower), 534 nucleotides long. RefSeq lists its product as uncharacterized. The record is from RefSeq and is a predicted model, not a curated record. Bases 1 to 534 code for a protein of 177 amino acids. The transcript has a single exon. NCBI's taxonomy places the organism in Eukaryota, Viridiplantae, Streptophyta, Magnoliopsida, Asterales, Asteraceae.
AUGUGGGCGUAUCGUACAGCUUAUAAAACGCCUAUUGGUACCACACCUUAUCGGUUGGUCUAUGGAAAGGGAUGUCAUUUACCCGCUGAACUUACUCAUCGUGCUUUAUGGGCUAUUAAACAAGUUAACAUGGAUUAUGAAAAUGCAGGUAAAACGAGGAAGUUGGUGUUAGGGGAAUUAGAAGAGUUAAGAGAUGAAGCAUACGAAUGCGCGUCUGCUUACAAGGACAAGACGAAAAAGGUGCACGAUGCUAAGUUGCGGUUGCAGAAGUAUGAGGUGGGUCAGAAAGUGUGGUUGUUCAAUUCUAGAUUGAAGUUGUUUCCUGGGAAACUGAAAAGCAAAUGGAUGGGCCCGUAUCUGAUCACGCGGAUCGGAAACUAUGGAGACAUAGAAAUUGAAGAUUUUGAUGACCAUUUGAGGCAAGUUGUGAACGGACAUAGGUUGAAACCGUAUUUAGAAGCAAAUGAUAUCAACGGACCGGAUAAACAGUCGGAGUGCUUCAUGUUGAGCACUUUGGUCCAUGAUGCGGAAUAA